Molecule: messenger RNA, 1296 nt
Organism: Epinephelus fuscoguttatus (brown-marbled grouper)
Lineage: Eukaryota; Metazoa; Chordata; Actinopteri; Perciformes; Serranidae
Gene: akirin1
Product: akirin 1
Exons: 5
Coding region: 172-735 (187 amino acids)
Biological process (GO): positive regulation of myoblast differentiation; positive regulation of macrophage chemotaxis; positive regulation of lamellipodium assembly
Cellular component (GO): chromatin; nucleus
Molecular function (GO): transcription coregulator activity
Source: RefSeq, a predicted model, not a curated record
GCAGGGCUGGCAGUUGGCUUACUACUCAGAGAAGAAGAUCCGUUGUUGUGGAGAGGAAGAAAGGUUCAAGAAAUUAGAGCGACGUUUAACGUACAAACCCCGAGCGUUAAACCCCAGUUUUUGCGGGUCGUUUUUCCCCCAACGUAUAUUUUCCCGUUUUGUUUAGCUAACAUGGCUUGUGGAGCAACGUUAAAGCGGUCGAUGGAGUUUGAGGCCCUCCUCAGUCCCCAGUCUCCCAAGCGGAGAAGGUGCAAUCCACUACCGGGGACUCCUGGCACUCCGUCCCCGCAAAGAUGCAACCUCCGUCCCCCAGUCGACAGCCCAACGCAUUCGAUGUCUCCUCCGGCCAUAGGAGGCGAACACAGGCUCACUCCAGAGCAGAUCUUCCAGAACCUCCGCCAGGAGUAUAGCCGGAUCCAGAGGCGGCGGCAGCUGGAAGGGGCCUUCAACCAGACUGAGGCCUGUAGCUCCAGCGAUGCCCCCAGCCCCAGUUCCGCCCUCAACGCUCCCAGCUCCCCACCAGGUGCCUCAAGGAAGGACCAGCCCUCGUUUACACUGAAGCAGGUGAGCUACCUGUGUGAGCGACUGCUUAAAGACCACGAGGAGAAGAUCCGGGAGGAGUACGAACAGAUCCUUAACACAAAACUCGCAGAACAAUAUGAAUCUUUUGUGAAAUUCACACAAGACCAGAUCAUGCGAAGAUACGGAGCCCGGCCUGCUAGUUAUGUCUCCUGAACUCACAUUGAUGAGAUCCCAGCUUCCUCUCACAAGAUGGCUGCUCUUCUACUGCCCCCUCCCUCUUCCACUUGAUUUUCAUUUUAUUUCCCCAUUUUCCUCCCCCUCCCAUCUUAAACUGUUUGGGUGCCAUGGUUUAUCCUCUUUUCAAUCCAAACAUUUUCUUACUUCAAAACUAUUGCUGCUGGCCAAAAGUUAGAAGAAUCUGAAAGAUAAACUGUGUAUGAAGCCCACCUCCUUUUUUGCCCCAUUUUUUCUUGUUCAUACUCUCUCUCUCUCUCUCUCUCUCUCUCUCUCUCUCUCUCUCUCUCUCUCUCUCUCUCUCCCUGGAAAUCCUGACUAAAGCUGAUCUGUGUCAAAUCUCUUGCCGGCGCUGUAGAAAAAGCUUAUUGGCUCAUGUGAUCAUUCUGUAUAACCUUACAGCAGCUGUAUUUAAUGGCUCCUGCUUCUCAUAUCGUCCCACUUUUCUUGCCCACUCCUCCCCGCUCCCUCCUCACAACUCUUUACCUGAGAAUGUGGAUUUUUCUCCCUUUUGAAAAAAAUAAAAGUUCUGUGAUUAAA